AUGAAUCUAGAAGAGUUUCUAGCAAUGGAGGAAAGUCGCGAGCAGGACGAGCUGAUCGACCUCCGCGGCCUUGAUUUCGUCUCCGAAUACGACUCACAUCUGAUGUGCCCAAUCUGCCACUGCCCCUUUGUUGACCCUGUUCAUCUACAAUGUGACCAUGUGUUCUGCGGGAGUUGCCUCAGUUCGGCCAUCACCACCUUCCGCUCGGCCGACUCGGACGACUUCCCGUGUCCCUCUUGCCGAGUCCCCGCCAAAGAAAUAUCGACUAGCGUGCCGCGCCUGUUGAUCAACAUGUGCGACGAAAUUCGAGUGCGGUGUCCACUCUUGACUGAGGGAUGUCAAGAAAUCAUUCCUCGGGGUCAUGUCCAGUCGCACGUCGAGAAGUACUGUGGAUAUCGGUUGGUUCCAUGUCCAGACGAUUCUUGCGACAAGAUGAUGCGAAGCAAUGACGUCGGGAUCAAGACUAAGUGCAUGCACGCAGUCCGCUUUUGCUCUCGCUGCGAGGAAAAUGUUGUUGAGCAAGACUUUGAGGAACACGAGAGCAAGCUUUGCCCGGUGCUUGAGGUUUCUUGUGCGCACUGCUUGACAGUUGUAACCCGGGGGGAACUGGAUGCUCACGUGGAAUUAUGUCCCGAAGUUGCGAUUCCUUGCUCAGCAUCCAAAUAUGCUUGUCCAGUGAAGAUCAGGCGCCCAGAUAUUAAAUAUCAUGAACAAAUCUGCCCCUUGGUUGCCAUGGGUCCUUAUUUCGAAGGCCAGAAUGCCAGACUCAACUCCCUCGAGCUAGGAAUGCGCCAUCUGCAGCAGCGAAACGAGAUCUUCGAAGACGGGCUCGCCAACAUUCGAUCAACCCUAGUGGAAUCCACGCGGGUAAAUUCCAACAGUCACAAUAAUAGAUCCUCGGGACAAUCCGGUCGAGAUCAGCAACCACGGACACGUUCAGAAGCUACUCCAGACGACUCUGAAGACCUCGCCACAAGCAUAUUCUCUUCGACUGCCAAUAGCUACCUGCUUUCGCUGCAUGAAUCCCUCCGCGAACAAGUUGGACAGUUAUCCCAUGCCAUCACCGACCUAGACGCCCGUGCCAGCAUGACUAUUAUGAAUGAAUCGCUUCGCAUCAAGGAGGACAUGGCCCUCACAAAUGCUGCGAUGAACAGUGUCCGCAUGCAAGUCCAAUGGCUGAUGAAUCCUCGACUACACCAAGCACCUCGGGGAACUGUUCGUGCCAAUAAUACCGAAGGGACGCGGACCCAGCUUGACUCGUCGGCCUCGACUGCUGGUCCUAGUACCACUUCUGCUCAAUCACUGGGAUUCCUUCGACCCAGGCGGUCCAGUGACACUGGGCGUGAGGGAACCAAGCUGUGA
This is a messenger RNA of Penicillium salamii, 1362 nucleotides long. Lineage: Eukaryota; Fungi; Ascomycota; Eurotiomycetes; Eurotiales; Aspergillaceae. The record is from the annotation of a GenBank genome assembly.